Molecule: messenger RNA, 388 nt
Organism: Talpa occidentalis (Iberian mole)
Lineage: Eukaryota; Metazoa; Chordata; Mammalia; Eulipotyphla; Talpidae
Product: acylphosphatase-2
Molecular function (GO): acylphosphatase activity
Source: RefSeq, a predicted model, not a curated record
GUAGCCGCACCCCGAACCCCGCUCCGGCUCCUCGGCAGAGGGCUCGCUGCCGCAAUGUCUACCGCCGGGCCUCUCAAAUCCGCGGACUACGAGGUGUUUGGGCGAGUGCAGGGUGUUUGCUUCAGAAUGUACACAGAAGGCGAGGCAAAGAAGAUAGGCGUGGUCGGCUGGGUGAUGAACACCAGCAAAGGCACUGUGACAGGCCAAGUCCAAGGCCCGGAAGAGAAAGUCAAUUCCAUGAAGUCCUGGCUGAGCAAAGUGGGGAGCCCCAAUUCUCGAAUUGACCGUGCGGACUUUUCCAAUGAAAAAACCAUCUCUAAACUUGAUUACUCUAAUUUUAGUAUUCGGUAUUAGAAGAGAAACUGACACUGGAAUGCUUAUGGCUGUA